Molecule: messenger RNA, 1404 nt
Organism: Aphanomyces astaci
Lineage: Eukaryota; Oomycota; Saprolegniomycetes; Saprolegniales; Verrucalvaceae
Product: GTP-binding protein YchF
Exons: 4
Coding region: 60-1226 (388 amino acids)
Cellular component (GO): cytoplasm
Molecular function (GO): ATP binding; GTP binding; ATP hydrolysis activity
Source: RefSeq, a predicted model, not a curated record
GCAUUUUGGCGGCUUGGUUGAGGCAUGGGCGACAUUUUUGGAUCACUCGAACUGUGAAAAUGCCGCCAAAGAAGAAGGAAGAAGCCCCCAAGGUGUACUUGGGCCGUCCCACGAACAACGUGAAGAUCGGCAUCGUUGGCUUGCCCAACGUGGGCAAGUCGACGUUCUUCAACACCGUGUCCAAGCUCAACAUCCCCGCCGAGAACUUUCCCUUUUGCACCAUCGAACCGAACCAGGCCAUCAUCCCGGUGCCCGACCAGCGCUUCACGUGGCUGUGCGACAAGUACAAGCCCGCGUCGGAAGUCCCGCCGGUGCUCGCAAUCACAGACAUUGCCGGGUUGGUCAAAGGUGCCGCCGAGGGUGCCGGGCUCGGGAACGCGUUUUUGUCGCACAUCCAGGCCGUAGACGCCGUGUACCACAUGGUCCGCGCGUUCGACUCGAAGGACGUGACCCACGUCGAAGGCAACGUCGACCCCGUGCGCGACAUGGAGAUCAUCUUGCACGAACUCCGUUUGAAGGACAUUGAGCGCGUGGGUAAGCAGGCCGACGGCAUGCGCAAGAACGUCGAACGCGGGUUGGGCGGCAAGGAGAAGAAGAUGGAGUACGAAGCGUACCUGAAGGUGCUCGAGUGGCUUGAGGCCGGCAAGGACGUGUCGUUCGGGCAGUGGAGUGCGUUCGAAGUGGAUGUGCUCAACACGCUGCAGCUUCUCACGGCCAAGCCCGUGGUGUUCCUCGUCAACGUGAGCAAGAAGGAUUACCUCCGCAAAGGCAACAAGUACCUCCCCGCGAUCGCUGAGUUUGUCGCGGCGCGCGGCGGCAAUGAAACCGUGUUGCCCAUCUCUUGCGAGUUUGAAAUGGAGAUGAUGGACCUCGACAUUUCCGGCCAAGGCGACGCCUACCGCCAAGCCAACCCCACGCACAAGAGCGUGCUGAACCGGAUCAUUCGCCUCGGGUACCACUCGCUGGGGCUGAUUCACUUUUUCACGGCCGGAAAGGACGAAGUCCGCGGGUGGACGCUGCGCAAGGGCCGCAAGGCGCCGCAAGCGGCCGGUGUGAUCCACACGGACUUUGAAAAGGGGUUCAUCAUGGCCGAAGUGCAGUCGUUUGCCGACCUCAAAGAAUAUGGAUCGGAAGAAGCGGUCAAGAAAGCCGGCAAGCUGAAGCAACAAGGCAAAAACUACGAAAUUGAAGACGGCGACAUCAUUUACUUCAAGUUUAACAACUAAAAUGCCGCAAAAGCCGUCAUGUAUAACGUUUUUUGCAAUCGACACAUGAUCGUUGCUGGAGUAUAUGUUGUACGCACACUGUGUUCCUCGUGUAUAUAAGAGCAUCCCCACCGGCUGGUGAAGAAAUGUAAAAAUCGUCAAAAUACAUCACUACGUCAGCAAAAUGUAUAGUUUUCAG